AUGGACAACUCUCCGGUUGAUGACGAAGUAAUCGACGACGAUAGUCAAGAGUUGUUCAUUAAUUUUGCCCCGGAGGUCCAAAAGGCGAUUGAAGAGGUUUUACCCAGUAAAGAUCCUCUGGACGAGCCAGAUUUCAACAGUAUUGAUUAUAUUAACUCGUUGUUCCCCACUGAACAAUCUCUAUCGAAUAUAGAUGAAGUGGUACUGAAAAUGGAGAAUAAAAUUAGUUGUAUUGAUACUGAAAUUAGUACUGUGGUUAGAGGACAAAUAGAGGCGAGUAAGGAUGGUAGACAAGCCUUAGACGAGGCUCAAAAGGUAAUAAAACAACUAUUUGUACAUAUAAAAGAAAUCAAAGAAAGAGCAGAAAAAUCCGAAGAGAUGGUACGAGAAAUAACCAGAGAUAUAAAACAAUUGGAUUGCGCUAAAAGAAACUUAACUCUAGCUAUAACCACAUUAAAUCAUUUGCACAUGCUUGUGGGUGGUGUGGAUACUCUGAAAACGUUAACUCAGAGAAGAUUCUAUGGUGAAAUUGCCCUUCCAUUGCAAGCCAUAAGUGAGGUUAUGGCGCAUUUCGAGAACUACUCCGAUAUCCCGCAAAUUAAAAGUCUCAGCGAUCAAGUAAAAACAAUACACGUCGAGUUGGCGCAUCAGAUUACCCAUGACUUUAAGGAGGCCUUUUCGGGCACCAACAAACAAACGAUACCGAACAAACAACUGGCGCAAGCUUGUUUGGUGGUCAGCAUACUUGAUCCCAAGGUUAAAAGGGACUUGCUGAGGUGGUUUGUCAACUUGCAGCUGCAAGAGUACAACCACUUGUUUCAAGAGACCGAAGACACAGCUUGGUUGGAUAAGAUUGAUAAGAGAUAUGCAUGGAUCAAGCGCCAUCUGUUGGAGUUUGAAGAUAGGUUGGGCAACAUGUUCCCGCAAAACUGGGAGGUGUCUGAACGGAUAGCAGUGCAGUUCUGCCACAACACCAGGGAAGAAUUAACGAAAAUAAUGUCGAAAAGGAAAAACGAAAUCGACGUGAAACUUUUGCUGUUUGCAAUACAGAAAACUGCGGCAUUCGAAAACUUGCUGUCCAGAAGGUUUACCGGGAUCACCAUCAACGAAAUGCAGGUGGCGAAGCAGGAAAAAGACAGCCACUUGGAGGGUAGAUUGGGAGAAAAUGAGAGUUUAUUCCAUAAUUUGAUCGGGCAGUGUUUUGUACCUCAUUUGGAUAUCUACAUUGAUAGUGUGGACAGGAAUCUGGCGGAUCUGAUUGAAAGGUUCGUUUUGGACGAAAAGCAGUCCCGACCCACGGAAGCAACCGACACUCAAGCGGCGAUUCUUCCGAGCUGUCCCGACCUGUUCGUGUUCUACAAAAAGAGCAUGAUACAGUGCAAUCAGUUCGAUCGCGGCCAAUCGAUGCUCAACCUGACGAAAACGUUCCAGAAAUACCUGCACGAGUACUCAGACAAACUGCUGCUCAACGGCCUGCCGAAAAUCGAGUCCCAAACCCUCGGAACCAGCGUGCAGAAUCUCACGAGGGAUCUGCAGAAAAUCUCCACUUCCGGCUUGAUACACAACUUCUCUUCGCUGUUGAAAGACGGCGAAAUAACGCGGUUCACGAAAGAAGAACAGGCGAAGAUUUGUUGCAUUCUGACGACUGCCGAGUACUGUUUGGAGACCACGCAGCAGUUGGGGGAGAAAUUGAAGGAAAAAAUCGACCCCUCCCUGGCCGAUCAGGUGGAUUUGUGCAAGGAACAGGAUAACUUUCAUAAAGUAAUAUCGAACUGCAUCCAAAUCCUUGUUCAAGAUCUAGAAAACGCUUGUGAACCUGCCUUAACUGCAAUGAGCAAGAUUCAAUGGCAAAAUGUGGACACGGUGGGCGACCAGAGCCCCUACAUCACGGCCAUAACGACGCACUUCAAAACCACUGUGCCGAUAGUGCGCGACAACCUGUCGCACUCGCGCAAGUACUUCACGCAGUUCUGCGUCAAGUUCGCCAACUCGUUCAUACCGAAGUUCGUGCAGAACGUGUACAAGUGCAAGCCGAUCAACACCGAGGGCGCGGAGCAGCUGCUGCUCGACACGCACAUGCUCAAAACGGUGCUGCUCAACUUGCCGUCCAUAGCCUCCACGAUAAAUAGGCAGGCGCCUGCGUCGUACACCAAGGUGGUGACCAAAGGAAUGACCAAAGCGGAAAUGAUCCUAAAGGUGGUAAUGACGCCCAUUUCCCCACCGUCUAGUUUCGUGGAUCAAUACAAAAAACUCCUCCCCGACUCCCAAUUAACGGAGUUCAGCAAAAUUCUCGACAUGAAAAGCGUCAAAAGGCAGGAACAGGCGGCGCUGGUGGACAUAUUUAGGUCCCAGAAAAGUUAG
Molecule: messenger RNA, 2361 nt
Organism: Brassicogethes aeneus
Lineage: Eukaryota; Metazoa; Arthropoda; Insecta; Coleoptera; Nitidulidae
Source: the annotation of a GenBank genome assembly